Messenger RNA from Penicilliopsis zonata CBS 506.65, 1694 nucleotides. RefSeq lists its product as hypothetical. Gene Ontology annotation, cellular component: nucleus; cytosol; cytoplasm. The coding region runs from base 491 to 1465 and encodes 324 amino acids. Gene Ontology annotation, molecular function: manganese ion binding; arginase activity. NCBI's taxonomy places the organism in Eukaryota, Fungi, Ascomycota, Eurotiomycetes, Eurotiales, Aspergillaceae. The transcript is spliced from 3 exons. The record is from RefSeq and is a predicted model, not a curated record.
GCGCAGCUCCAAGUUGGCAGGGGGGGGGAAAGAUAAAAAAUUCAAUAAAAGAUUAAACCAAAACAUUAUUCCCACCGAUUGCUAAUGAAAACUCAGAGUUUUUCGCGCGGCAUCGGGGCGAUUGCGUUGAUCGUAACGCUCUGGGGGGGGGGCUCUCUUCAACCUGUACUUAGGGGAAGAAGAUGGAGCAGGCGGAAGGUGAGGGCGGAGAAGGAUGAUCCCUAAAAGCAGUUUUAGGCGAUGCGAACGUCCUCAACAGCAGAAACCACGGAAUGCCCCACGGCUCAUGUCGGAACAGGCGAGGAGAUAAAUGAGACAGGAUGUCUUCUCUUUCGGUCGUCCUUUGGUCUUCUUGUGGUUUUCUUUUUGCUCAUUCCUGUGGUGUUGCUUGCCUAUCUUACUCUGCUGCAGUCCAACGAUAUCGUUCUACUCAAUCUCUCUCCUCUCUUCUCUUCAAAAGGGCUUCUUAUUGCUCUAUAAAUAAUUCAAAAUGACACAGCCGUCGACUAUCACACAAAGAUUCCUCAGCAAGCCCAACCAGCUGGGCGUGGUGGCUGUUGGGUUCAAUGGAGGGCAGUGCAAAUUAGGAGUCGAGGCUGCGCCGAUGGCCCUGAUUGAAGCCGGACUUCUCACUCAGCUCAAGGACGACCUGGACUACGAAAUCCACCAUGACGACACGGUGCAUUUCUACGAGAACCUCAUCCCCGCCGAGGACCCAGACCAUCGCGGGAUGAAGAAGCCGCGCGCCGUGAGCGCGGUGACGGAGCGGUUGAGCCAGCAGGUGUACGAACACGCGCGCGAGGGCAAGUUCGUGCUCACCCUCGGUGGCGACCACUCGAUCGCGAUCGGGACCGUCUCGGGGACCGCCAAGGCGAUCCGCGAGCGGCUGGGCCGCGAGAUGGCCGUCAUCUGGGUCGACGCCCACGCCGACCUGAACACCCCGGAGAUGAGCCCCAGCGGGAACAUCCACGGCAUGCCCAUGGCCUUUCUGACCCGCCUGGCGCGCGAAGACCGCCGCGACAUCUUCGGCUGGCUGCAGGACGAGCACACGAUCAACCUGCGCAAGCUCGUCUACAUUGGUCUGCGUGAUGUCGACCGCGGCGAGAAGCAGCUGCUGCGUGAGCACGGCAUCAAGGCGUUCAGCAUGCAUGAUGUCGACAGAUAUGGUAUCGGCAAGGUGGUCGAGAUGGCUCUGGCCCAUAUCGGCAACGACACGCCGAUCCACCUGUCCUUUGACGUCGACGGUCUGGACCCCCAGUGGGCGCCCAGCACAGGAACCCCCGUGCGUGGCGGACUGACCCUGCGGGAGGGCGACUUCAUCUGCGAAUGCGUCCACGAGACAGGCAACCUGAUCGCCAUGGAUCUCGUCGAGGUCAACCCAAGCCUGGAGAGCCUGGGGGCCUCGGAGACCAUCCGCGCAGGCUGCUCCUUGGUCCGCAGUGCAUUGGGAGAUACCCUUCUCUAGUUGCUAUGACUUUAUGCUUUAUGAUAGAUCAACAGCGGGUUCUCAGGGAUGAUAAUACACAUCUAAUCCCGUUGAUACAGAAUACAUUUACCUCUCUAGACUGGGAACUUGAGAUACUAGAAUAUAGCAGUGAUAACAGCUGCCUAGUACUGCUGCAUAAGACUUGAUAUCCAAAGGCAGUCGUAGAAUUGACUAGUUGUUUUUGAUAUUUGUUAUAAGAGCAUCAAGC